GCGCCGGCCCCGGCCAGCCCGCGCAGCCGCGCGCCGAUGCGCCGCGCUGAGGGCGGCGGGAUGGCGCUGUGGCGGGGGCUGCGCUGCUGCCGCCGCGCCUUCGCCUGGCUGCCCGUGCUGCUCAUCGCGCUGCUCCUGCUCUGGUCCUACUACGGAUACGUCUGCGAGCUCUGCUUCGUGACUGUGAGCAACCCUGUGGAGAAAGUGGCCUAUCUUGUAGUAUUCCAUAUUCUCUUUGUGCUCUUUGUGUGGGCAUACUGGAAGUCUGUUUUCACUCUCCCAAUACAACCAGGCAAGAAGUUCCACAUGUCCUACGCUGACCAGGAGCGCUACGAGAAUGAGGAGAGACCCGAGGUGCAGCGGCAGAUCCUCGCCGAGAUCGCCAGGAAGCUGCCGGUGUACACCAGGACAGGGAACGGAGGGAUUCGGUUCUGUGACAGAUGCCAGCUGAUCAAACCUGAUCGUUGUCACCAUUGCUCAGUUUGUGCCAUGUGUGUGCUAAAAAUGGAUCAUCACUGUCCAUGGGUGAAUAACUGCAUUGGAUUUUCUAACUACAAAUUCUUUCUACUGUUCUUAGCCUAUUCUUUGUUGUAUUGCUUGUAUAUUGCUGCAACAGUCUUCAAGUAUUUCAUUAAGUAUUGGACAGGUGAGCUGACCAAUGGACGUUCCAAAUUUCACAUCCUUUUCCUUCUCUUUGUGGCAGUCAUGUUCUUUGUGAGCCUCAUGUUUCUGUUUGGCUACCACUGCUGGCUCGUCAGCAGGAACAGAUCCACUCUAGAGGCUUUCUCAGCUCCAGUGUUUCAAAAUGGCCCAGAUAAAAAUGGAUUCAAUCUUGGCUUUGUGAAGAAUCUCCAGCAAGUGUUUGGGGAAGAAAAAAAGCUCUGGUUGCUGCCUAUUGCCUCUAGCCAGGGGGAUGGACAUUUUUUCCCAAUGAGAGCCCUGAGUGAAGCUCGGAACCCUCUCCUGACAAAUGAGGAGCAGUGGGAAGAGGAUGGAAUAGAUGAAGAGCCUCAGGGUUCUGGGGAAGCCUCAUCCCUUGCCAUAGAAAGGGAGACAUAGCAGUGUGAAAGCACAGUGCUGUAAAGCUGCACCACAAAGCUUCCCUCUCAGGAGCCAACAUCCCUUCUCUUGGCAAGAACUUCAGUUUUGAGGGGCAGAAAACAGGUGGAUCUUCAAGAUAAGAAAACAUCCUGAAGUAUUGUCUGAUGGGAAUCUGCAUUCCAGAGUGCUUCUCCAGGAAUCCUGCUGUCCAGAUGUCCCAAGGCUUUAUAAGUUUUAAGUUACAGAGUUAACAGAACACUUUUACAGAGUGAUUCUGGCCAAUCUUCUUUGGCCUGCUCUCUUUAUUUUAUAAAUACUAUAUAUUUUUUAUUCAAAAUAGGUAAAAAUGUUGAUGCGAGUGCAUUUCCAAAGGCCUUUUUAUUUUGCAAAUAUCAGGGACUCGAGCUCUUGAAAUUCUUCCAAGCCAUAAUAUUCUUGGGGAUGGUUAUUUAUUUUGAGGCUGAUUCUCCAACCUUCUCUGACAAGUGGCAUUUUCUAAUGUGUUUAAAUUCUGAGUCAGUUCAGCUCAAUGCAAGACAGACCCAGUUAAAUCUGGCACUAAAUUGGUAGCUGAAUGUAAGUGUUGAAAGCAGAAGUGCUGAACAUGCACACGUACAUGUGCAGCUGUGAAUGAAAAUAAAAUAUUCACAUUGCCAGUAUCAAGAUUCAAGAAUAUUGUGGCCAUAGAUUUUUUUUAAACUUUUUUUAGGAGGGUGUUAUUGUCUUAGAGUCUGGGUUAUAGUGCUUUUGCAUCCUACCUGCAGGCUCCUAAAAUGCAAAAGGGAACUUCAGACAGUCCAGUUUGCAUUAAUUCCUAGGGCUAAAAUAUCAUCUCAUUCCUGGAUCAGUGUUUGAUGGAGAUUUGUGUCUUCUUGCAGUCAGAAAGGGAGAUGUGAAUUCGAAACAUGCACUGAAAAUGCUCCAAGAAUUGUGUUUGGAGUUUACACUCCACAGGAGUGGCUUGAAUCCCAAAUUGCUGAAGACACAGUUGAUAUACUGAAUUUUUUCAGACUUCUUCCCAGCUCAGUGCACUGACUGGCUUCAGGGAUUUCUGCACUAAGAGGUAUCAGAGUUGUUUCUGCAUUUGCUGCAUUUACAGUCAAAGAGGUUAUCCCUGGUUUUGUUCUGGGGAGUGGAACUGACACUUGGCUGGCCACAUUAUGGACAUUUUUCUAGACCCGAGUCCUUUUAUUUUUAAUCUGCAUGAUUCAGCCCAGUCCAUCAUUCUUGUUUGAAUUAGGUGCAUGCUAAAAGUAUUGGUGUACUGCCUCUAAGAUCAUUUGGUACCAUUUCUAUCCCAUUUUUGUGUUUGUUUAUCAGCCCACUGGUGUGGCAGUGACUGCAGGAGCAGCUGUGGGUGUCAGGAGAAGGAGCUGAUGAGUGAGUUUGGUGAUGGAGGCUUUGCCUGCAGACUGAACCCCUUUUUCCUGUGCUGCUGCUGCCACAGGGAACUGGCUGUGAGCCAGGAGAGCCUUGCAGAGGCUCCUUCCCUAAGAGAAAUGUUUAACUCCGGGCUGGAAUUUCGUGUGGGGCAGGCAGUGCUGACCUCUCUGUGAUGUCUCUGCUGAGUUUGGUUGGGCUGGCCCAGGCUCUCCUUGGGGUGGCUCUGAACACUGAGAAUGUUCCUGCUUCAGCCCCCAGAGCCCCAUCUGCUGAGUGGCUGUCACCAAAUGGCUGCUGAGUGCUGGGAGGGUUUUUCCUGUCCAUCUAAAGCUGCAUUUCUAAUGUAGAUCUGGUGUUGGACCUUGUGCUGUGUGUGGUGCAAGGGGGCAGCUGAAUUAAUCCCCUCAUUCCUGGCAAAAUGUGCUUGAGAGGAUGAUGGCAGCUACACACAGCCAGAAUUUAGCACCUACAGAGGUGCUAUUUGUGCCUUUAAAAACUUUACAUUCCUUGUAUAUAAAACUGGAAGAUGAUUGGGUGACUGUGUUUCAUCCUGUCAGCUGAAGGGUAUUUUUCCAGGGCUUGUGAGGAUUUACAGGAGUUUCUGAGCAGGUUCUUGUGCCCUUCCUGGAUUUGGUUCUGGGUACAGCCCUGCCAUUAUUUGAGUUGUUUCUGUGCCAGGCAGCAGCAGAGCUGUGCAGGAGCUCCCCUGCCUGCUCCUGCUGCUGCACUGCUCACUAGGGAGUACAGAAAAUCAGGUUUUGUCUUCUAAUACUAAGCCAGGUAUCUUCAAGAUGGCACAGAUACCAAGCUCAGAUUGAGAAAGGGUUUUAAAUGUUUUCAAGUAACUUUUAUUCAGUCACUGUUCUUGUAAUUAAUUAUGGUCAUUUCUUCCCUUUCCUUCAAAGCAGCUCAGCCUCUCCUGGUUGUCACAAACUCUUAUCCAGGUAGAAAUAGAAAGUUUAUCACUUCAGAGCCACUUCUCAAUAUCUACACAUCAGAUGCUGGCAGGCUUCAUGAAAUGUGAAACAAACCCAGAAGUUGUGUGAAAUGAGGCAGAACAAAGUGGGAAACCCCACCUGUCUGAGUGAGCAGCUCCAUUUUGUUCCCUUCUGCUCACUUAAGGUGACACCCUUAUUUUACCCCAGGCCUUUGUCCUUUUUAUGCUGAGUAGAUGCACUGGAAAAGUGAAGUUCCUCAGGCUGCUGUGGUCACUGCUGCAGGUGACCAAAGAGAGAAUAGGCAGCCCAGUGUGUGGUAGUUCUUUUAACCUGCAAAUGGCUCUUGAGGGGAAACCCACUGCAGCACCUCCUUUGUUUUCUGUGCCCUGAUCUUCAUCCAGAGGCUCCACCAUCAUCACUGCCUGCAAGGGCUGCACCAUCAAACCUCUGCUGCCUGCCCUGCCCGCACCCUCCAUCCCAGCAUUGCAGGAGGGAUUCAUCCCACCGAGUCCCAUCAGCACCAAGGAUCCUGCAGCUCUGGGAGCUGCCCAGUGAUUGCAGCUGAUCCUGUGUGUAUCCCACACUGCCUGUGCUGGUGUGGCAGCACUGCAGGGCCCUGAGCCCUCCGUGCCAGGAGCAGCCCCGCUGCUCCCUGUCCCUCUCUGGGUGUGCUGUGCUGCAGUUCUGUUCAGAGGGGCUGGGAAUUGUUCCGGUUUCAGUCUCAGUUCUGGUGUCAGUUGUGUGACUGGAGGUGUUCCACACCAGCCUGGAGCAGUGUGGAGGCAGCAAGGGAACGGCCUCAGCCCCUCCAGGGCUGUUUUCCCUGCUGACCAUUGGAUCUACACUGCAGCUUCCUCAGCUGUGAGCAGCUUUUCCAAGUGAUGUCACCAUGGGAAAGGAGGGAAUGCUUUGUUGGACUUUGAUGCCUCCAUUGUUAUCUAAAAUAACUGACCACUAACAGCCACCUCCUCACCUCUCCCCUCCUCUCCCUUUUACAUUCAGGUACAAAACCCAGACAGAGCCUUGUAUUGAUGUUUCUCUGUGUGGAAUUGUCAAAAUCCAGUCCUGGGCCGGCACAUCCUGCCCAGGGAAGCAGGAUUUGUGCAGGAUCACUGCACUGCCAGGUUCCUCUUGCUGAGCUGGAAGGUUUUGGAGUAGGAUAAUCUUGUUUUCCUUCAAGCAGGGAGCAGUUCUGGAUGUUUGAGGAGGCUGUACCCGGUGUGUGUGGGGUGCGGUCACUGGUGAGGAUCAGGAAGCUUCCAAAUCUCACUAUGCAAUGAAUGUUUGCAUUUGUUUUUGGGACAAACAGGGAUGGAUUCAGCAAAAUCCACACCAGCUGCAGCUCUGGAGUUCUAGCUGCUGGUCUGGACUGAAAGCACAAUGUGAUGCACAAAGUCUGUAAUAUGAUAUGAAUGUAAAAUGUCAAGGAGAAAAAAAAAAAAAAAGUACUAUUUGUCCCCUGAAGUUAGCUAUGAAGAAGGAUGUGCUGAGCAGUUACUCUGGGCAGAGUUACUCUGCUGAGCAGUUACUCUGCUGAGCAGUUACUCUGUGCAGAGCUGGUGCACUCAUGGAAGGGUUUAAUUAGCAGGGGAAGGAGCCACUGCUGACCUUGUUUAUUAAGCCGGAAUUAAUUAACUCAAAAGGGUCACGUUUUCAUUUCAGUGACUCGUGUGGUACAGAUUUCUGAAAUGGAUCUUGAAAUGGUACUUGAAAAUACCUCAAUUUUAUUGAUAUCUUUCCAAUUCUGUCAGCUUCUGCUUUAUAGAGAACAGUUGCAAACCUGAACUCGUUGUGAGCAGCUCACUGGAGGUGUUUGCAGGGCAGAGGGGCUGUUUGUGUUCCCAGCCUGCUCUGUCAGACCUGCACUGGCUCUGCCCCGUGCUGCAUUCCCUGGGCACAGGCACUGAGCUCACACCCCUGCUGCAGGGUUUUAGUCUCUCUUUAAUCCUUUUUCCAUCCCACUUUGAGUCUUCCCUCUUCCUCCUGAACAUACAGUAAGGUAUUUUCAGCUUUGAGCUGCUUGUGCUGUUUUUUUGGGUACUGUGAAGUACUUUGGUGUCAUUUUAUGCAGUUGUGCCAUGUAUUUUAUUUGUAAUUAAUCUGUUUGUCCGGUAUUGGUUUGUGUUUCCCAUCAUCAGGCCCAGCUGGUUUUGCUUAGACCAGGAUCCCACCUCCUGCAUUUUCUCUUUCCUAAAAGCCUCAUUUCUUUAUUCUCCAGCUUCCAUUUGGGAUGUAAACCUUGUGAAAUAAAAUGUGAGUUUACAUUUCAAAUACAAGCCUGUAAGUUGCUCAUGCCUGCAUGCUCCUUAAAAUACUAAUUUUUUUCUGUAUGAGGUUUUAAGAUUUACAGCAGCAUUUGUAAAACUUCAGGGCGUAAUAGCCAUUGUUAAAAAGAAAAGGAAAUUAUGUUAAGGAGAGGGAAAAAACCCCCACAACCCCCAAAAAAUCCAACAGAAAGGACAAAGGGAUCAUCUCUGCUGCUUCUUGCAGCUGUGCAAUACAGCAAUGCCUGCGUGCAUGCAGUGCUGGUGUCAGAGCGCCCCUGGAACACGCAGGCACCGACCUGAGGCCUCCCUGCUGCUCCACAACCUCCUGAAGCACCUCCUUGAGUUAAACCUCGGACCAAGCCCCAGGGAAGCCUGAAACCCAACAAAAUCAGCCUCCCCCUCUCCUCUGUAACCUGGGGAAGGUGUGCAGCCUUCUCAGCACCGCCCUCUGUUAGAGGAACAGAAGCCCAAAGGGAAAUGUUGGUUGGAAUUAUUUCCCCCCCAUUUUUUCUGGAGGAUCCGGGAGCCUCCAGGCUGUGUCCCAGAAGUCCCUCGGGAGCUGCAGCGCUGGGCAGGGACUGAGCUGGGGCAGGAGGUGGAACCUGCUGGUCCUCUACUCACAGAGAUACUCCAGAGUGAUUCCAAACCCAUUGCUGGAGCAGGGAACUUUGGGUUAGGAACACAGGAAGUAGGACAGGUCUUGUUAUUGUAUAAAUUUAUAAUCUGCCUGCUCAGAUGGCUGCUGCUCAUCUGAAAAUGCUGUUUGUGGUGCACAUGGGUCCCUCAGAGAUAGAACCGAGCUAAAUCUCAGGAUCACAGAGUGGCAGAGCCGUGGUGUUGUGCAUCAGGAGGGUUUCACUUCCUCCCAGGAAAGCACUGGAAAAUGGGGCUGGAGCAGAACCCCCAGUGCAGGGGCUCUGUGGGUCAGGGGGAUCAGCACUGCCAUUCCCCAUGGAGCCACAGGAUCAGGAACAGCAAUCCCCUGCAGUGGUCUGUAACUGCAUCCAGCUGCUGUUUAGGAACCCAGCAUGGCCUGGGGCGGGCAGUUCUACUCAGAACUGGGGGCUUUAUACACAUCCCUCCCCACUAGUUCAAUGGGAAGUAAUUAUAUUCCAAGGAAUGUCACACUGGGAUUGCUGCCCACCUUUGGGGUUUGUGUUUAAUGCUGCUGCUGCUGCUGGCAUUGAGACUUUUGAUAUCAAAUGGGUUUUUACAAAAGCUUUGGGUACUCGUUUUUACUGUCGGACCAAUGUUCUGACUAUGCUGAUGCUCUGUGGAGUUUCACUGGCAUUUUCCAAGUGUUUGUACAGUUUCUACAGCUGAAUAUCCUGUAUGUUCUGCUUUGUUGUUUUUUAUUAUGGUUUAUACUGCACUGCAGGCAAGGACUGCAUUAAAACCAGUUUUGGCUAA
Messenger RNA from Prinia subflava (tawny-flanked prinia), 7039 nucleotides. It is a transcript of the gene ZDHHC15, whose product is annotated as zinc finger DHHC-type palmitoyltransferase 15. The coding region runs from base 37 to 1059 and encodes 340 amino acids. The transcript is spliced from 12 exons. Gene Ontology annotation, molecular function: palmitoyltransferase activity. NCBI's taxonomy places the organism in Eukaryota, Metazoa, Chordata, Aves, Passeriformes, Cisticolidae. The record is from RefSeq and is a predicted model, not a curated record.